AUGGAGCACCACAGCGGCGCCAUCGACAAGACCGGCACGAGCAUCCAGCCGGGCAAGCUCUUCAUCGGCGGCGUGUCGUGGGAGACCACGGAGGACACGCUGCGCCAGCACUUUGGCAAGUACGGCGCGCUCACGGACGCCGCGCUCAUGAAGGACAAGUACACGGGCCAGCCGCGCGGCUUCGGCUUCGUCACGUUCGCGGACGCGACAGCGAUCGACCGCGUGCUGGACGAGACGCACACGCUGGACGGACGCUCGGUGGAGGUGAAGCGCGCGAUUCCGAGGGAGAAGACGGCGCCCGGCGGCGGCUCGAGGUUAAAGAAAAUCUUCGUGGGCGGCCUCGCCCCCACGGUGACGGAGCAGGACUUCCGCCACUACUUUGAAGAGUUCGGCAAGAUCACGGACGCUGUCGUGAUGAUCGACCGCGACACCCAGCGCUCGCGCGGAUUCGGCUUCAUCACGUUCGAGGAAGAG
This is a messenger RNA of Phytophthora sojae, 474 nucleotides long. RefSeq lists its product as hypothetical. The annotation marks the transcript as partial. The record is from RefSeq and is a predicted model, not a curated record. The transcript is spliced from 3 exons. Lineage: Eukaryota; Oomycota; Peronosporomycetes; Peronosporales; Peronosporaceae. Gene Ontology annotation, molecular function: RNA binding.